Messenger RNA from Dromiciops gliroides (monito del monte), 1968 nucleotides. It is a transcript of the gene VMAC, whose product is annotated as vimentin type intermediate filament associated coiled-coil protein. Lineage: Eukaryota; Metazoa; Chordata; Mammalia; Microbiotheria; Microbiotheriidae. The record is from RefSeq and is a predicted model, not a curated record.
AUGUCGGGCCCGUCCCCUGUGCAGAUCCGGGAGGCGAACGCUCACCUGGCGGCCGUACACCGGCGGGCGGCGGAGCUGGAGGCGCGGCUCGGGGCGGCGGAGCGCACGUGGCGGGAGCAGGCGGAGAGUCUCAUUCGCAAGGACGAGCAGCUGCGCGGGGCGCUCCGGGAGUUGGGCCGGGCCAAGGACCGAGAGAUCGCAGAUCUUCAGGAAAAGCUCUUUUCUUCGGAGGGGACGGUCCAGAAGCUCCUGACUGUGAUUCAGGAGAAAGACGCCCUGAUCGUCCAGCUAAAGCAUCGCAGUGAGCUGCUGCACAAAAUCUGCCAGCGUCGGCCCCUGCUGGACGGCCUGCUGGCCUACAUGGCUGAAGGGGAGCAGCUGGGCCCUGUGGCCAGGUCCGGGCCGCCAAGCACCAGCAGUUCCCCGCUCCCUGAUGGUGCACCUGAGACUGAUGGGCCUGCCUGCCCACUGGCCAACAGCCAGGCCUUCUCUCUCAGUGAAGAUGAUCUAAAUGACAAGGAUUUGGAUCAGACUGUGUUUGGAACCACGGUGUUGAGGGGUCCUGUCUGUUAGCUUCUCCUUCCUCAUGAGGCUUCCUCCCAGUCUUUCUCUUUGGUAGUAGCCAUGAAAACUGGGGGGAUGAGGGUCCUCCAGGGCCUCCCUCAAACAAGCAAUUCUGGGUCCAUUCUGGCCCUGCCCCACUGCGACAGGUGUCCUUGUAACCCCACUGUCUUCCAGGAGAGAGCCAUGGGCCAUGAGGACUCUUGGAGUCUAGAUUCAGGGACAGAGUUUCCCCCUUGACCUCCAGUCUCUCUUCCCCUUCAAAGAUUUCUCUCCACGGGCCUUCAAACUCAGGGUGAACAUAGACUAGCAUCUCACUGAGGCGAGGCAAUGUCUUAGUGAGGAGAAGUUUUAAAGGAAAAAAUGCAGCUUUGACCAUAGGGGGCAGUUCCUCUAAAUUCCCAACUGGGCUUGGAAAACCAGCAAGAAGGGUUUCUGGGUACAACAGUGCAGUGAGGUUACUGACGGUGAACCUCUGACCCCUUGGGGGAACUGAGCCUCUGGGCAGAGCUAACCCUGACCUGGAGAAAUCCCUGGCUUAGAAAAGGCAAAAUCACCAUGUGGUUGGGAAGGGCAGGUAGAUUGGCAUUUCUGAAGAUCCCGUUAAUCCAGAUCACUGGGGCUUUAAAAAGACCGUGGCUCUUCUCGUGCCCCCAUUCCCUCUGCUAGUUUCCCAUUCUGUUAGCAGCCAGAACAGUGCUAUCCUUAGAGGGAGCAGAGAAAUUAGGAGGAGUUUCUUAUUUUGAAUAAUAUAGUAGUGAUCUGGGAUACAAAGGUUUGUUCAUUAAUAUGUAGCCUGUGUUCUAAGCCACUCACACUUUUCUAUCAGCUUUAAUAGGAAAUUUCAGUAUAUUUUAAAACACUUUUUCAAAUUCUACAUUUGUUCUUGAUUUUUUAAAACUUGGAGUGGGAGUUGUUUUCUUAAGUGGCCCAACCAGCCUCCAUUCCUCUCAGAUGGUUGGAAGGUCUGGCCAGGGCUGCUACUUCUCUACCUUCUAAUAUCGAGCCAGCUGGUUACUGCAAGGCCUGUUACAGGGAAAACUUCAGGAUCGGAAAACAGUGGUUUCCCGUGCUUGGCUGAAUGAAUCUGAGGUCAGGUGAUACGCAAAGGAGUGGAAUUCCAGCCCAGAAGAAGAAUUCCAGCCUUCAUUUGGAGGUGAUGGCAGCAGGAUUUGACCUGGACACCUCUUUAGAAGAGUACAGACUAUGGGAAUACAGAUGGGGUGGCAGCUUCAUUUGCAGCUUUAUGUAGCCAACUAGAAAUCCUUUUUUAUAUCUAAUAGAGGUCUAUAUUUUACAUGUCUGUUUUCUAUGGGGCCAUUCUCAAACUGAGCUGUUAAAUGGGAAGUUCACCAUUUGAGGAUAAACAUUUCACUUUUUAUAAAAGCAAGUAAAAGGAAAAAAAAA